AAGCACGUCUGUCCCUUUUCCGGUGUCGUAUGGUUACUGCGGCGGAUGUUGAUGUUUUGUUUCGGAGCUCGCUGAACGAUGUGAACUGUAUCGUUUCCGGAACGGGUUGAUGUUUUUUUAUGGUUGUUUCCACUGUUCUUUUCUUACUCUUUUGUUGGUAAGGUUUCACUGUUCGUCGGCAUCGUGUCUCUCCCGGUGUCUCUCCCGGGAAGCGCGAGGCCGAGUCGUGCGAUGAUGGAGGACUUUGAUGAGAUCUACGAAGAGGAGGAGGAGGAAGAGGAGGACGAGGACAGGGCCGCGGAGGAGCAGCUCCUCAAGUACGCUCCGGACCCGGUGGUGGUGCGGGGGUCCGGCCACGUCACUGUGUUUGGGCUUAGUAACAAAUUUGAGUCAGAAUUUCCUUCAGCACUUACGGGAAAGGUGGCACCAGAGGAAUUCAAAGCCAGUAUCAACCGUGUAAACAGCUGCCUGAGAAAGACGUUGCCAGUGAAUGUGCGGUGGCUCCUGUGUGGCUGCCUCUGCUGCUGUUGCACACUGGGCUUCAGUUUGUGGCCUGUCAUCUGCCUCAGCAAGAGGACAAGAAGAUCUUUAGAGAAACUUCUUGAGUGGGAGAACAGCAGACUUUACCACAAGUUGUGUUUGCACUGGAGACUAAGCAAAAGGAAGUGUGAAACCAACAACAUGAUGGAAUAUGUAAUCCUAAUAGAAUUCUUGCCUAAGAUCCCCAUCUUCAGACCUGACUAACUCAACCGUGGCUGAUGUUAAAUCUCCUUUGCUGCCCCUCCCAAAAUACUCCUGAUAUUUUUGUUUACAGGGUAGCAUUGUUGACCCCGAUUUCCCCCCCCCCCCCCACACACAUACUUUUCUCUUCACCUUUGUUUACAAAAUACAGCAUCCCAUCACUGACAUUUUUGGAGUGAAUUCACCAUUGAACCACGACCUUCCGGGUAAGCUGGUACACCAUCAAGCCUUGCUAACUGGCACCAGCCUGUGGGAUGUCAGGGGAGAACCAGCCAUGGGCAGCUUUAUGGAUUUUGUAUCUAGAGCUGGAGACUGGACUCUCAAAUUCUGUGAGCUACAACUGGAAUUUUGUCCCUUGUUUGUUCCCUAACCUAAGCACAUGGCACAGUCAGACCACGAUAAAACAGACAUUUUCACACGUUACCUUCUGUCAAACCGUCAACUUCACCUGCAAAUAAAAAAAAAAACACCCCAGUGCUUUUGUAACUGUUGGGUUGGUGCUCUAGGUUAUUACUAGAGGCCGUGCAGUCAGCAUGACGUGGAACUCCAAAGGACACUUCCAUCCAAAUCAGCUCUGCAGCGGACAGGAAGAUGCUGGGCCAGCGGCCAGAACAGUGGAACUCAAUAAUGUCACUUUGCUUAUGAACUACCGGACAUCUUUAUCCUCUCACCUCCUCUCAUAUCGCUGCAUACUUCACUGUGGACAACCUUCACCAGUGACAAUCACACAUUCUGACUGUAUUCCCCGUUGUAUGAAUGGGUCUGUAUGCUACACCGUUUGCCCGGAAUAACUUGUUUUCAACAUGAUGUGUGUCCCGGUGAUGGGUUGGCUGCCUAACAACUGCUUUUGAGUCACAGUGGAACAAGUAACUUGGGAAGGAGGCCACUUUGGUUUUUUUUUUCCAUGAGUUUUGUUGAAUGUUUUGGUCAAAGAGAGGCAGGUAAUGUUUGCAUAACUGUGUUAUUUGUGUGUGUGUCUGAGAGAACGAAACAAGCAAAAAAAGAAAGGACAUCACACAUGAAGAGAUAGUUCUUACUCUGUAAAGCAGGGUUCUUUCUUUGACACAUUUGUGUGCCCUAACCAGUCUUUUUUACUUUUGUUGUAGUUAUUUAUAAAUGUGAGACUGUGCUCAUAAUACACAAAAUUCAUGAAAUAGGUUUUUUUUUUUUUUGGCAAAGCUUUUCCCUGGUUGUUUUUUUUGUUUUGUUUUGUUUUGUUUUUUGUCUUUAUGUUCAUGCAUCAACACUAAAGCACCCAAUGGCUUCCCUUAACGCCUUCAAAUGGCCUCUUAGUGGCCGACUCAUGCAGUAUAAGUGUUUCAAAUUUAGGUUGUGGCUCAUAAGAAGUUUCCUCUGGUUUUUAUAUAAUCUUAUUGAAGGUAUUCAGAGUUCUUGGGUGACAGAGUGUGUUCAGAGUCUUCUUUGUGUUACGUAAUACCAGGGUCCUGUGUCAUGAAGCAGGUUAAUUGAAGUUAGCUUGGUAACUGCUCUAAGUAAAACCAGACUACUCCCAAAUCAGGAAUGUGGACUUAAAGGUGUCCUAAUUGGUAUUUUUAUACUAACAAUGUAAAAUGACUAUGUUUAAUGGAAAGAGGUGAAUCAUAAUGACGUACUGAUGCAGAAUUACCUCCCAGCUGUGCAUUUCUGCUGUGUUUUAGUGUCUUGCAGCAUGCAUUUUUGAUUUUCUGACCUGCAGUUUCACUGUUUUGAUUUUGUUUGUCCUAAAAGGAGAGUGACUAGUGGGCUUUCACCAGAUGGCCAGAAACUCUACACCAGUGAUAUGAUAAUGUGGCUGUGUGUCUUCUGAACAUAUAGAUGGGAAACUGCAUGCUAGCAAAUUUGCCAUAUCAACUUAAUGUGAUAACUUGUCAGCUAAUGCAGGCUUAAGUAAAAGACUGGUUACCAGCUCAGUUUAACCCAGUUAUCUAGCUAAUUAGCAACCCUGCUUCUCGAUUAAGUCUGAGUUUAUAAAACGGUUAACAUUAAUCACAUCACCAAGCACAUCUCAGUAUAAUGAAGCAUGCGACCAUUUGCUAGCAAGGAGGAGAAAAGGCAGAACAGAAAGAGAAGGCCUUUUUGAACAUGGUAUAGAUUAAGUUUUUCCCUUUCAGCACACCUCUUGAUUUAUGACAAGCAAAUAUACUCUGAGGUUGAACAAAUCUGCUUAGUUUUAGGUCACUCAGUCUGGUGAUUGUAGGGGUCACACACUCAGGGGAUUAUAUUAGAGAAACAACAAAAUGUAGCAUUGGAAAAUUCACUGUCAGGUAUGUUCCAAAGUUACACCAGAAGGUUGAGCAUACCUUACAGAUCACACAUUACUUGAAUAAUUGUAAAACCAUGCCGUUGGAGUUUUUGAAUUGAAAAUACCCCGAAGAAAAAGAUAACUAGCCUUUCAGUGGUCUUCCUGAUUAGAUGGUAAAGGAAGCACAUGUUACAAAGGCUGACAAAGCCUCGACUUUGUGUUGGUAUUUGUUAAGUAAAAGAUCCAAAUUCACUAGAAUUUGGAUCUUUUACUCACUGGGUUGCCUAUUGGUUCAUCAGUCAGUUUUCUAUAUUUUUGAUUGUGGUCUGUUUGAUUCUGGUCUAUUUAAAUCAAGGCAUAAGGCCAUAUGCAGAUAUUUGUGGUGUGUGUGAGUAUGUGUGUAUGUACACAAUGUAUGCAGGUGCAAAUGUUGUUCGUAGAUCGCAGACUGUGAUUGAACCCUGCACAGAAAAUGAGUCUUUUUUUUAUAUAAUCUGGAGUGUUUUAUGUGUGUGUGUGUGUGUGUGUGUUUGUGUGUAUGAGGGAGAGAAAGAUAUAUGUUCAUAUGACUCAUGAGCAGGUGUAUGUACAGUAAUAAACUACCAAUAAACAAGGCUAUGGGCAUC
Molecule: messenger RNA, 3609 nt
Organism: Scatophagus argus
Lineage: Eukaryota; Metazoa; Chordata; Actinopteri; Scatophagidae
Product: cysteine-rich hydrophobic domain-containing protein 2
Exons: 6
Coding region: 232-744 (170 amino acids)
Source: RefSeq, a predicted model, not a curated record